Molecule: messenger RNA, 1830 nt
Organism: Pelagomonas calceolata
Lineage: Eukaryota; Pelagophyceae; Pelagomonadales; Pelagomonadaceae
Source: the annotation of a GenBank genome assembly
GGCUUGCAGCCGUCGGCAAGCCCAAGAGUGCGACUAUCAGAGACCUCGCUGCUACAAGAGUGCGACUAUCAGAGACCUCGCUGCUGCAAGAGUGCGACUAUCAGAGACCUCGCUGCUGCAAGAGUGCGACUAUCAGAGACCUCGCUGUGACGAAUGCGCGCAACCUGCGCAAUGACGCUCCUCGCCGCUGUGCGCGGGCUGACGCCGCCAGCGAGGAGGCACGGCGUGUCGUGCCUCAGCGCGGCGGCCGGCGGCGGUCGCGCCAGCGCGGCGGUCGAGCAAAAGAAGGCACGCCCAGCGAGCACGGAGAAGCUCGACCUCGCGCCGCCGCGCGGCACGCGCGACGUCUACCCCGAGGACAUGCGCGUCCGGAACUGGCUCUUCGGCAAGUGGCGCAGCACGGCGAAGGCGUUCGGCUUUGAGGAGUACGACGCGCCCGUGCUGGAGAACGAGGCGUUGUACGUGCGCAAGGCGGGGGAAGAAGUCACGCAGCAGCUCUACAACUUCGAGGACAAGGGCGGCCGCCGCGUCGCGCUGCGGCCGGAGAUGACGCCCUCGCUGGCGCGGAUGGUCAUGGCCCGGAAGCCGACGCCGCCGCUCAAGUGGUUCUCGAUCCCGCAGUGCUGGCGCUACGAGCGGACCACGAGGGGACGGCGGCGGGAGCACUACCAGUCGAACGCCGCGUAGACAUCACGCGUCGAGGCGCCCCGGCGGCGCGGCGUCCGCUCGACGGCGGGCGAGGGGGGGGGGGACGCUCGCGAAGGACCGAGACGCCGUCGCAGGUGGAACAUGGACAUCUGGGGCGUCGACGGCGCCGCGGCGGAGGCGGAGGCCCUGGCGGCCAUGGUCUCGUUCAUGGAGAGCGUCGGCCUGACCUCGGACGACGUGGGCAUCAAGGUCAACUCGCGCGCCGUGCUGGCGGAGCUCCUGGCGCGGACGUGCGGCGUCGACGCCGCGGCGGACGCGGCGCGCUUCGCGGCGUGCUGCGUGCUGGUCGACAAGCUGGAGAAGGUGCCGCCCGAGGCGCUGCACGGCGACUUCGGCGCGCUCGGCGUGGCGGCGGCCGACGUCGACGCGCUGGCCGCCGUGCUCCGGGACGCGGCCGACGCCGGCGGCUCGCUCGCGGCCCUCGAGGCGCUGAUCGGCGACGGGCCCGCCCUGUCGAACCUGCGGGCGCUCGUCGACCUGGCCGAGGCGGGCGGCUUCGGGGACUGGAUCGUGGUCGACGCGUCGGUCGUCCGAGGGCUCGCGUACUACACGGGCGUCGUGUUCGAGGCCUUCGACCGCCAGGGGGCGCUGCGGGCCAUCGCGGGGGGCGGGCGGUACGACCGGCUCCUCGAGACGUUCGGGGGGGACCCCCUGCCCGCCGUCGGCUUCGGCUUCGGCGACGCCGUGAUCAUGGAGCUGCUCGAGGAAAAAAAGCUCGUCCCGGAGACGUCGGCGGGCGUCGACGUCGUCGCCUUCGCGCUGGCGACGGGCGACGGCGACGAGGACGCCGCGUCCCUCAAGGCGCUCGCGGGCGUCGCGGCGACGCUGCGAUCGUGCGCUGCUGUGUGUGCAGAUCCGACGGCGCGGGGCGCCCGAACUUUGGUUUCCACGCAGGAGCGGCGCCUCGGUCGACGUCGUCCUCGAGCCCAAGAAGCCCAAGUGGGCCUUCAAGCACGCCGACCGGCGCAAUGCCAAGGCCGCAGUCAUGCUCGCGCCCUCCGAGUGGGCCGAGGGCCGGCUCGUCGCGAAGGACCUGAAGACGGGCGACCAGGCCGAUGUCGUAGUGGAGGAGCUAGCGGCGUGGGUGGGGGCAAGGGAGGACUAAAAUAUGCAGUGACCACA